AUCAACUUUUCAAGAUUCCUAAUUUUUACACAACGAAGCAAUAUUUUUGGUUUUUUCUUACUGCGAGUUUUUAAGUAACAAAGAUGUCUCUGGAGGGACUGCAGGAACGGCUAGCUGCCUUGCAGGAGACUACCGCGCAGCUGAGGGAACUGAUCGAUCGAUUGGCAAACGUGGAAUUUCAACCAGGAUCAGUGCCUUUGAAUAUCGAAGAGGAAGGGAGUGUGAGCGGAGAGCUUAGCGCAGAAGCUGGCUUAAUAUUGAAGAACGGAUUAGAAGAUCAGCAGCUGCUAUGUGAAGAGGCGAAAUAUCUGCGGCGAGGCGGACAUGAGAAGGAGAGGCUUGAAGAUGGGAUCGAGAGGGUAGGAAAGGAAUUGGCCAGCCAUCGAUCAUCACUUCGAAAGGCACGCCUAUCAGCGAAGAAGAGUUUAGCGCGGGCACAACGACUAGAAAGAGAGCUCAUGGUACAGUCCUUCUCCGAGCCCAUUUCGGAGACAGAUACCUCCGUCGGCGGCAGUGCCGAACAAUCACAAGUUAUAUCUCGACCCGUACGACCUAGCUACCAUCAGAACCGCCAACUGCAGUCCAGUCUAUCGGAAGAAGACCGACAAACGGUGGGAGCAAGCAGCAACGUCACAAAUGCCCUGCGACGGACACACGCCCUCAUUGCGUCGGAGCUGACAAAGAGCGAGUUUGCGCGGCAGACGCUGACGGAGUCGUCGGCUGCGUUAAAGAAGCUGGACGAGUCGUAUACUUCGCUGGAUGGCAUGCUGGCCAGCUCAAGGGAUCUGCUGGGCACGCUGCUCAAGUCUCAGAAGAGCGAUACGUGGUAUUUACAAACGGCGCUGUACAUGCUGAUGGUGACGGGCGCGUGGCUUGUGUUUAGGAGGAUCUUGUAUGGACCGUUGUGGUGGCUUGUAUGGUUGCCGCUGCGGAUUGUGUUUGGAGUCGGGUCAAAGGCUGGAAGCGCGGUGAUGAGUAGUACCCGCGAGCCUGGGCAAUCUGGAAAAGCUGGGGUGGUGAUUGACGGGGAGAUUAAGGUGGAUGGAUUGCCGGACGAGAGCUUGCCUACUGCAAAGGUGGGAUGGGAGCCGAAAGUGGCGCAGGAGGAGAGGGAUGGUAAUGAUGAGUCCAUGGUUGACAAAGUUGGAAAGAUUGUGGAUGCAGUGAAGGAGGCUGAUGAGUUGGGAGCGAUACCUGGAGAUGCUGAAGAUGGUCUUGAUGAUUUGCAAGGAAGCGAAUCUGCAGAGGUCGUUGUAGAGGAUUCGCGGCCGAGAGAUGAGCUAUGAGAUUAUAUCAUGCAUAACGCGAGAAUUUAUAAUAUGAUAUAAAAAAAAGAAGAUUUAACAUUCAUAACUAAAUCC
Messenger RNA from Trichoderma asperellum CBS 433.97, 1361 nucleotides. RefSeq lists its product as uncharacterized. Gene Ontology annotation, biological process: retrograde vesicle-mediated transport, Golgi to endoplasmic reticulum. NCBI's taxonomy places the organism in Eukaryota, Fungi, Ascomycota, Sordariomycetes, Hypocreales, Hypocreaceae. The record is from RefSeq and is a predicted model, not a curated record. Gene Ontology annotation, cellular component: endoplasmic reticulum; SNARE complex. Gene Ontology annotation, molecular function: SNAP receptor activity.